UCGGCUGGUAAAUCCAGCCAUCCACUCUCAUUCUUUAAGUGCACCUCAGACAGCCUAGAAAAGAGCAGAGCAGUAAAAGCUGCUACUCAUCCUCUUUAAUCAACAACCUGAAUCAGUGAAAUCACCAGACUGCUCAGCUCUACUGGAAGAUCUGCAUGACAAGACUAAACCAGAAGGAGAUUCUACAACUCUGAAAAAAAUAUUGCAUUAUUUUUUCUCUUAGUUCUUAUUACAAACCAGAAAGAAAAAGGAUUACUCUUGGAUACUUUCCCCCCACACUUAAUAGCUCCUUAACCUAAAAAAACAUGGCUGGACAGAACAGGCAGGUGUGUGUGGCCAGGGCUCUGACGUUGUUACUGGGACUGUUAUUCAUCAGUUUAGCCACCUUGGCAGAGGAGUACGACUAUUACAGCUGGCAGUCAGACAACUUCCACAACGGCCGCUUCUAUGCCAAGCAGCCCCAGUGUGUGGACAUCCCAGCCGAGCUGCGCCUCUGCUACACCGUGGGCUACAAGAAGAUGAGGCUGCCCAACCUGUUGGACCAUGAGACCAUGCCUGAAGUGAUGCAGCAGGCUGGCAGCUGGGUGCCCCUCCUGGCCAAACGCUGCCAUGCUGAUACGCAGGUGUUUCUCUGCUCACUCUUUGCUCCCGUCUGCCUGGACCGGCCCAUUUACCCCUGCCGCUCUCUGUGUGAGGCCGUCAGAAACAGCUGUGCUCCCGUCAUGGAGACGUAUGGCUUUCCAUGGCCCGAGAUGCUCCAGUGUGACAAGUUUCCCAUUGAUAAUGAUCUAUGCAUACCCAUGCAGUUCUCUGGGAACCAUGCCACCCAGACACCAGUGCCUCAUUGUCACCCAGAUGCAUGUCCACCCUGUGACAAUGAACUGAAAGCUGAAACUAUAAUGGAGCACUACUGUGCAAGUGAUUUUGCACUUAAAAUGAAGAUCAAAGAGGUGAAAAAAGAGAAGGGUGACCGCAAACUUAUUGCCGCACAGAAGAAGAAGAAGGUUCUAAAGAUGGGCAUCCUGCGCAAGAAAGACCUAAAGAAGCUGACGCUGUACAUAAAAAAUGGAGCAAACUGCCCCUGUUCCCAGCUCGACAACCUCGGGAGCAGCUUCCUCAUCAUGGGCCGCAAGGUCGACCAGCAGCUCUUGCUUAUGUCUAUCCACAAAUGGGAGAAGAAAAGCAAGGAACUUAAGUUUGCCCUUAAAUACAUGAAGUCUCAUCAGUGCCCGACAUACCAGAGUGUCUUCCAGUAAACAAGAACUACGAUUAUACUCUGCUCGCUCAAAGCCUUCCAGUCCUCCACAAAUAUAGCAUACAUAUUCUUAUUCAGCCGUGGCCUUUGGGAAGCAUUCAUUUGCUAAUGGUUUAAUACUUCAUAUUACUACAAUCUUCAUAUUUUCUUCUAUAUAUACUGUACUUAUUUACAUUUCUUAGAGCAGAGGAUUGUGUAUUACUUCCAAAGAACAGUUCUAGGUGGAAUGCUAUAUUUUAUGUGGUAAAAUAAAAGUAAGAAUGAUUCCAGAGCCAUGUUAAGCUGCCAGACCGAGGAAAAUCAGUAAGUAAAUGUUUGAUUAAAAGCCGAACAUCACCGCUCAGGUGGCGCAGCGGUACAAAGUACGCCAGCACACCAGAGUUGGGGUUUUGAAUCGAAUACAUCGUAUCGAAUCUCAGCUCUGUCUUUCCGACUGGGCUGGGCGGCUGGAUGAACAACGAUUGGCUGUUGUUUACAGGGAUAAAAAGUCGGACCAUAGGUCCUCAUAACUGGUGCAACUGUGGCCCCUGAUGGCGCCUGCACAGGGCUGAGGAAUAAUGCUGAUGGGGGUGUGGCCCUCCGUACACAGUGCCCGUCGGUGUAUGAACUCGACUCGUGCGGGUGAAAAAUGCAGUCUGUACUGACUGUACGUGCCGGAGGGGGUGUCCUCAGUCAGCAGUGAAGGGUUGAAUCAGUAUAGAGGACAUAAUCAGGGUAAUUGGACACGACUAGAUUAGGGGAGAAAAAUUGGGGGUUAGAAAGAAGAAAAAAAAAACGGCUGAACAUCCAGUUUAAAAAUAUACUGACAAUUGGACUAUUUUUGUAGACAUGAAUAAUUCUACACCAUGUAUGAUGUUGAAAAGAUGAUUGUUCUGGAAGGCUGUCUAGAAUGCAGAACCACGUGAAAUACGGUUCAAAUUGAGAUGGAGGACUUUGUUGAAGCUACAGAUGAUUGAUGGUCAGUGGGACUAUAAGCAGCAGCUAGAUUACUUUCCUGUUUUAGGAAAGUGUCAUAAAUCAGCCAGCUGGAUGGCAAAUUUUGGACAAAAACUAGCAGUUGGGUUGGUGAUUAUGCUGGUUUCCUUUUAUUGAUUUUAUUUUUAUUUUUUAUAUUUACUUAUCAGUAUCAGUUGCUUCAAAUAUUCAUUCUUCUAUGGUAUGACAAAAAAUCAGAUGGGCAUAUCAUCUAAAUUCACU
Messenger RNA from Trichomycterus rosablanca, 2452 nucleotides. RefSeq names its product secreted frizzled-related protein 5 (gene sfrp5). Gene Ontology annotation, molecular function: Wnt-protein binding. The record is from RefSeq and is a predicted model, not a curated record. Bases 306 to 1256 code for a protein of 316 amino acids. The transcript has 4 exons. NCBI's taxonomy places the organism in Eukaryota, Metazoa, Chordata, Actinopteri, Siluriformes, Trichomycteridae. Gene Ontology annotation, biological process: non-canonical Wnt signaling pathway; canonical Wnt signaling pathway.